This is a messenger RNA of Phlebotomus argentipes, 4524 nucleotides long. RefSeq names its product cyclin-dependent kinase 12 (gene Cdk12). Gene Ontology annotation, cellular component: nucleus; cyclin/CDK positive transcription elongation factor complex. The coding region runs from base 367 to 3444 and encodes 1025 amino acids. The transcript is spliced from 7 exons. Gene Ontology annotation, biological process: transcription elongation by RNA polymerase II; protein phosphorylation; positive regulation of transcription elongation by RNA polymerase II. Gene Ontology annotation, molecular function: RNA polymerase II CTD heptapeptide repeat kinase activity; ATP binding; cyclin binding. Lineage: Eukaryota; Metazoa; Arthropoda; Insecta; Diptera; Psychodidae. The record is from RefSeq and is a predicted model, not a curated record.
UAAAGAGAUUUUCUUUCAUGGCGGAGCCUCGCGAUGAUGAAAUUAAAUGGGAUUUAAUGGGACUCGCAUCAAGGAGGAACGCUGAAUUUGAAUGCCCGCAGCCCCACUGAGAGGAUACGCGAACUGAGGCGUGCUGGAGAAGCUGAGCAGCGCGAGGAUAGCUGAGAAAAUAGCGCAGAAGUUGUUGAUUGGAAACAAGUUGACUCUCUUGGAGGAAAAUUGACUGAGAAAAUUCGUGUGUGGUGAAAAUGUGAGGUGUUCUGGUGGUGCUGUAGGUGAUUUGUGUGGAUGUGCACUGGAAAAUGGUUUCCCGCUAGAGUGCCUCCGCACAGCCCCACAAUUCUGUGCUCGUCGCGGCAGUAGAGAAUGGACAGAGAGCGCAGCAUGAAGCACCAGAGGAAGAAGUCAAAGAAGAGUGGCAAGAAGUCCAGGAAGCGCCGACGCUCCAGAGACGGCACGCCGGAGGAGAAGAAUGGCAACAGUCCGUCCGCCGUCACGGCGAACGUCUCGCGGAUUGUGGAGUACUCGGAUGUGAGCUCUGAGGAUUUCUCGGCGCCGGAGGCGGGCGAGAUCCAGUCGGAGUCCGAGGGCGAGGCGUUCGGUUAUGGCCAGGCGAACAGCAAGCCCUUCCUCUCGUACAAGCGCGAGGUGGUGCUGAAGCCGGCGCUGUCGCACCUCCCGGAGACGACGCGGCGCGUGAUCAUCGGCUCGCCGAUCGGCUCCUCGUCCACGUCGUCCAUAUCGCGUCCGUCGAAGCGCUCGCCGGAAGCCUUCGGCAAGAUCCAGUGCGUCGUGUCGUCACCGACGCUGGCGGCGGAGUUCGAGGACGACGAGCGGCCGCGGAAGCGCUCGAAGAAGGACAAGAAGCACAAGAAGUCGAAGAAGGUGAAGAAGAGGAAAAAGCACGCGCGCCACAAAUCCGUGAGCAGCGUGGAGAGCAUCUCGGAGAAUGACUCGGUGCUGGACGUGGACAGCCUCACGCCGCCGCCGAGGGUGGCCGAGGAGGAGCCGCCGGCCAAGACGCCGCCGGUGGUGCGCGAGGCCAGCCCCAUUUCGCCCUCCACGCCGCCACUGCGCCCGGACAGCCGGCAGAGCGGCCACGCGGAGCGGAAGCGCGCAGAGACGCUCGCGGCUUCGCCGCACACGCCGCCGCUCAACACGCGGAAGUAUCACAGCCCGGACGCCGAGGCGCCGCCCGCCAAUCACCAUCACAGCCACAAGAAGGCGGAGAGCAGCGAGGGCGCCAAGUCUCCGAAUGAUCAUCAUCACAGUCACUCGAUGUACUCGUCGCCGUCGUCUCGGCGCUCCAGACACUCGGCGGUGCCGCGCGAGAGAUCCAGUGAUCGUGGUGAGUACAAGAGUCGCACGUCGUCGUCGGCGAGGAAGGAGAGAGAUUGGGACAGGCGGCGAGACUCGCGCCGGCGGACGCCACGGCGAUCGCCCAGGCGGUCUCCGCGGCGCUCUCCACGGCGCUCGCCGCGUCGUUCCGGCAGCUUGUCGCCCGCUCACCGGCGCAGAUCGUCGUCGCGUGCGCGCAAGCGGCCGUACAGUCCGCCUGGGUCGCCGCCGCUGAAGACGUCGCGGCUGCACUCGAAGAGCCGCAGUCCGCGGAUGAUGUUCAGGGGCGGCUCGCCGCGCAAGUCCAAGGCGGCGAGUCCGAUGCGCGAGGGCUCGAAGACGCCGCCGAUCAGGAAGAUCGAUCUGAAGGAGAAGAUCAGCGACACGAGUUUGUUUGCCGAGCUGGUGAAGGACAAGCACAAGCGCGAGAAGGCGCUGCAGGAGAUUCUGGAGAGGAAGGAGGACGACGCGGCGCUGCAGGGCGACGAGGCGGCCGCCGAGGUGACGUCAAAUGGCAUCAGGGACAGCGGCAACAAUAAUCAAACUAUAGACAUGGACAUUGUGGACAUUCCAAUUCCAACGACACAGAUGACUUCCAACCUGAUUGAGAUUCCGCUGGUGGGACAGACAAAUCCGCUGCCCGCCCAGGAUGCGAGCCGUGUGAACAAUGUGCUGAUGUCAGUGGAGAAUAGUGACACGAAGGCGCGCACUUAUGCGCCAAAGUCGAAGAGUCUCACGAAGCUGCCAAUGCCGCCGGGUAUGAAUGUGUCGGAGUUGGCGGACACGAAGACGCCGAGUCCGCCGCGCAACGUGACGCCGCCGCCCCUGCCGCCGCUGCCGCCCAAGGCGCUGCUGAAGGCGACCAAGGCGGCCGCCAGUGUGACGACGUCGUCGGCGAAGAAGGGCGUUCUCACGCUCCCAAUGCCGCCGAUCGUGGUCGGCGGUGAUGAUUUCAGCGGCGACGACGACCAGACGCCGCCCAGGAGUCGUCUGGGGCGCCUGGACAAGAAGGUGCUGGCCAUGGUGAAGCGGAAGCGUCCCAAGAUUCUGCACAGAAGAGCGUCGCGCACCAACACGAGCGGCCGCGACUGGGGCGAGCGAAGUGUGGACGUGUUUGAAGUCAUUGCGCAAAUUGGCGAGGGGACUUACGGACAGGUGUACAAGGCACGUGAUAAUCACAACAAUGAGCUGGUGGCGUUGAAGAAAGUGCGCUUGGAGAAUGAGAAGGAGGGCUUUCCCAUCACGGCGGUGCGCGAGAUUAAGAUUCUGCGGCAGCUCAAUCACAAGAACAUUGUGAAUUUGCGCGAAGUGGUGACUGACAAGCAGGAUGCCUUAGAGUUUAGGAAGGACAAGGGAUCAUUCUAUUUAGUAUUUGAGUACAUGGAUCACGACCUGAUGGGACUCCUGGAGUCUGGCAUGGUGGAGUUCACGGAGGAGAACAAUGCGAGUAUUAUGCGUCAAUUGCUGGACGGAUUGAAUUAUUGCCACAAGAAGAACUUCCUUCAUCGUGACAUCAAGUGUUCCAAUAUUCUCAUGAAUAACAAAGGUGAAGUGAAGCUGGCUGACUUUGGCCUGGCGCGCCUGUACAAUGCCGAGGACCGCCAGCGUCCGUACACGAACAAGGUCAUCACGCUGUGGUAUCGACCGCCGGAGCUGUUGCUGGGCGAGGAGCGCUACGGGCCGUCGAUAGACGUGUGGAGCUGCGGCUGCAUUCUGGGCGAGUUGUUCCUCAAGAAGCCCCUGUUCCAGGCCAACGUGGAGGCGCUGCAGCUGGACCUGAUAUCACGCCUGUGCGGCACACCGACGCCCGCCGUGUGGCCGACCAUCAUCAAUUUGCCGCUCUUUCACACGCUCAAACCAAAGAAGCAGCACAGGCGGCGGCUGCGCGAGGAGUUCAUCUUCAUGCCCGGCACGGCGCUGGAUCUGCUCGACAGGAUGCUGGAGUUGGAUCCGGACAGGCGAAUCACGGCCGAGGAUGCGCUCAAGUCGGCGUGGCUGAAGAACUGCAAUCCUGAACAAAUGCCAAUACCGCAAUUGCCCACCUGGCAGGACUGUCACGAGUUGUGGAGCAAGAAGAGGAGGAAACAACUGCGCGAGCAGCAAUGAGAUCACAUCUGAGCGUCGCAAGGAUUCUUUUCCCUGUUGUUGUUGUUGUUCGUUUCCGUGAUAAGUGCACACAUGCUCUGAUGAUGAGGUGAGAAGGAUGUGCGAUGAUAGAGAAAGUGGCGCGCGAAGGACACACGGGCAAGAGAGUGUGUGUUUCUUUUGAAGAAAUUAAUUUAUGAAUUGUUCGUGAGUGAAGCGCAGGCAAAAAGGCGAAAAUUGUGGCUAAAAAGACAGUUGUUGUGCUGAUGAUGGAAUCACAGAAAGUGCAUGAAUCGACGAGUGAGUGUAGUUGGGAAGUUGGUGGAAAUAGGGAAGAAGAAGAAGGGGUGGCGCUGAGGGUGAGUUUUGGUCGGAGUCAUGUUUUGCGGGGGUUGCGGAAGGUGGAAAACAGCGUGCGUAUGUAAAUUGUGGGCCUUUUGUUAUAUACAUUCAACCAAUAUUACAACAGCGCGCGAGAGACAGAGACACGAUGAGUGGGAAAUUGAGGAGAUAGACAAGGAGGAGUAAUAGAAGGUGUACAUUAAAUGGUAAAUAUAGUUCAUUUUAGGCAUAUUAAUACGUUUUCUGCAUUAUGUUUCUUUUAUAAUCUACUCUGUAAACACACACACACACACAACCACACCAAAAUGUGAAAUGUGUAGAAUAGUUAUGGAUUUUCUUUGAACAAACUUACAAAAGAGAGUGAGAGAGAGAAAAAUAAAAAAAUGUGCGCUUUUUAAGAGAAAUAUUUCAUAUUGAUUUACAUCUCAGUGAAGGAAGAAAAAUAAGCUGAGAAAGGACACAUUUUCACUCAAUAUUCUCAAGUGAGAAAGACAGAGAGAGAGAGAGAGAGAGAGAGAGAGAGAGAGAGAGAUGAACCAAAUUAUUGGAUUUGUUGAAUGUGUUUAGAUAAGAAAACAACUACAAAAAAAAAGAUUUUAAUAUCUUUUGAAACGCAAUUCUGAGAAUGAGAAGAAACGAUGAUGUUAAACGGAUAAAAAAGUGACAUUAAUGUAUGAUGAGGGAGAAAAUCACUAACAGAAUCUAAAAAGUACAGAUAAUUUUAUAUAAAUAAAGAUGAAAAAUUACUAAGAAAAAAAA